AUGUACCUCGAACCUGCUCGAGACCAGGUCCAGGCAGACAGGCACCGCUUUUCCCGCAAACUACUUGCCUACGUCCGCGAACGGCGUCAAGACACAUGGGGGUGGGUAGUCUACCGCACGACCUACAAAUCCGACGCCGCCUUCUCCAGGGCAAUCGACGUCCUCAACUCCUGGAUCAAGGCAGAAGUCUACCAAGACGCAGACCCGCGCUCCUCCGGCGUCCAAAAUCCAGAUCCCACGCCUAACAACGAGCUAUGGGCGUGCCACCGCCUGACCAUCAUGGACGACCCGGCAACCCUCGACGGCGCAUCCAUCGAGGAUGUGCGUUCGCAUUUCGAGUCCUGGGUAGAAGGCCAGGGGCAGCGCGAUCGGUGGAACAAGUACCGCGUGUGCAUGGUGCUCGAUGACGAGAUCCUGUCGCUGCUUGCUCAGGUGCCGACUGCGGAGGAGCAUGCGGAGAGGCAUGGGCGGUGUGGGGAGGAGAUCAACAAGUG
This is a messenger RNA of Aspergillus thermomutatus, 494 nucleotides long. RefSeq lists its product as uncharacterized. NCBI's taxonomy places the organism in Eukaryota, Fungi, Ascomycota, Eurotiomycetes, Eurotiales, Aspergillaceae. The record is from RefSeq and is a predicted model, not a curated record. The annotation marks the transcript as partial. The transcript has a single exon.